UACUUUUUUUUGUUCUAGAAAAACUCGAAAAUAUUAAAACACAUUCAAUUUAUGAAAAAAAAUUUCAAACUAUCUUUUUGUAGACUUAUAAUUACAUUUUUCGGAAGAGAAUCAUGUCAUAAAGUCGAGAUUAUGAUCAUGUUUGUACAUCUCUAAUUGAUGCAUACCUCAUCUGCUCUUUUUUUUUAAAUCUAUUCCAAUCUCUCCUAUCUGAGUUACUUUAGAUUUCUUCUCAAUUUGUUGAAAGUCUUUGAAAAGUUCUUUUUUUUUCAAAGAAGGGAAAUCUGAAAAUCAACUAUAUAUACUAAAUAUGACAAUGUUUUUGUUAUAGACCUGUUUGUAGAAUAACAUUUGAUGAUUCGAUAUGAGCAUAAAGCUAUUUUUUUUUAGACAGUUUUAAAUAGAAACUUCAUAAUCCGUUUACCAUUCAUUAAUUUAAUACAUUUUUUAUUUAUCUAGAGUAUUGCAUGGUCAUUCUCACAAUCUGAUAUAGAACAAUUUCGUACAAAUUUAUUAUCAUGUAAUGAACUUCAAUCAAAAUGUGGUCUUUAUACAAAAUCAAUAUUUCAUCAACAUAUGUCACAAGCACUUCUGUCACUUUUACUUACUGUUUUACUUGUUCGUUCACAUGAAUUAUGUCGUGAUGAUAUUAUAUCAACAUUAUUUUAUAUCUUAACAAAUGAUAAAACAAAUAAUUUCGUUUAUUUUAUUCAUAAUUAUUUAGAGCAAUCAAAUAUAAAAACAGUUUUAAAUGAUAAACAUAAACAUAUAUUAUUAGAAAAUUACAGUCGAAAUGAAACGGAUUUACCAUCAUUUGCACAAAAUCUCAAUAAUUUCAUACAUGACUAUCGACAUUAUAUAACGACGAAUUCACCGUGA
Messenger RNA from Rotaria sp. Silwood2, 879 nucleotides. Lineage: Eukaryota; Metazoa; Rotifera; Eurotatoria; Philodinida; Philodinidae. The record is from the annotation of a GenBank genome assembly.